Clupea harengus (Atlantic herring) is the source of this 4696-nucleotide messenger RNA. RefSeq lists its product as uncharacterized. Bases 321 to 3272 code for a protein of 983 amino acids. The record is from RefSeq and is a predicted model, not a curated record. Lineage: Eukaryota; Metazoa; Chordata; Actinopteri; Clupeiformes; Clupeidae. Gene Ontology annotation, molecular function: gap junction channel activity. Gene Ontology annotation, cellular component: connexin complex. The transcript has 9 exons. Gene Ontology annotation, biological process: cell-cell signaling.
UGUAGGCCUUUAACAAAGACGUGUUCAGGGACAGUCGUGGAUGCCCCGUGACGAAUCACAAGGUUCAGUAUUGGCUUCGAGUGCGUUCGCUCGCUCAAACAGAGAGCCAGGAAGAAGUACUGCCCAGCCUGCACUUGAACUUUGUGAACUAAUCACAUAGACACUAGGCUACUACAGGGCAUAAACCUAUUUCCAUAAUCAACCACCACAGAGCCAUGCAGCAGCAUUUGACUGAUUAGAUACAACCGUGCAACUCAGCUUAAAAAUUGAAUAUUGCCACAACAGCUUAUUCCCUCGGUUGUUUGCCAGAAGAAGGGGAAAUGGAACCGCAUCCGAUAUACCUCCCCAUCCAUCUUUUUACAAAGCUUUUUUUCUUUGAAAAAGCUAGAAAUAAUUUCGAUAAUGAACUCCGAAUGUUCACGUUAAAGACCUAUGCAGACCUUGAAGGUUAUUUGAAAUCGCCUCUAACACAGGUAUAUAAGGAAUACUCAUAUCUUAUGAAAACAUUGGAUGCAAAAUAUGAAGCGAUCACGCUACUCUCCACAGUGCUUAAAGACAUCCAGUCCGUUCCAAAUGGCAAAAGCCACAACAUUGGCAAGCUGACAAAUAUGAAGAAAAAGAAACAAGGAACGUUGAACUCCGAGAUGCUUAAAUGUGAGCCCAUGUUGCAGAACACGCCGGUGGCUGUCACCAUCCCCAAAGCUGUUCAGGUUAUUGACACAGUAUCGUCCUGCCAGCAGAAGACCGCAUUGCCUGAGACUCCCGAGGUACCUGGGGAGGUUUCUCAACAUAGACGUUUGUCAGCUGUUGACUCCAACACCGUUGUGGGUUCACCUCACAUUGCAGAAUCAAACAAAAUAUCAAAAAAUAAGAUGCCAAAAGAUGUCUUGCCAAAGAAGUCAGAGGUGACCGUUUGUCUGCCUCACUCUCCUAAUGCAAGCAAAGAUGUCGUGCCAAAAAUUGUCACAAUGAAUGAACACAAGCCUCCAGCUGUCCAGGUAACCCAAACGUUUGCUGCUCCAAAGAGUGUCCCUGUGAGACAGACAACCAAGGAGACGCAUCCCAAUCUUAUCCAGAACUUUCCCUCACACCUCAUUGAUGUGGGAUUGGACAUCUGCUCUGAGGUUCAGUACCAAAAGCAAACCUCUUCACAGCUCAUGGCCUUCCUGAAGACCAGCCGUAAAACUCAAUUCAUGACUCUGUUGACCUUCAUCAAGAGCUCCUGUGAAAGAGGCAAAACGUACCCAAUGAUGUUGGCAUCUGGCCAAAUGAACACUGGUUCAGCCACAGAACCAAAGACUGAGGUGACGACAACAAGUCCUCCAAAGGACAAACGAGGUACUGGGCCCCCAGAAGUCAAGGGGCCAAUUUUCCAAGUAAAACAUGUAAAUGACGGCUCAUUGAUUUACAGCUGCAUCGUUGCCACCAGCACUGAGCUGUGGGAUAUCAGCGACAUCUGCACAGGGGUGAGUCAUGCUCCGUCAGAGUCUCAAAGCGUAGUGGGAAGCGGUCCUUCAUCUCUACAGGAGGUCUUGAAUCUUGAAAGUUGCCCUGACCCAGAGAGACCCCUAGCAUCCCAUCAGGUUGAAGGAGUAAGUGUGGAGGAAAGUGGUGACGUUGACGAGGGUUUGAGGAACGAUGCAGGUUCCGCUGUGGCAAUACCUCCGUUUCAGAUUCGCAAGUUUGAGGAGAUGGCCGUGGUGGUGACACACGUAGUGGACCCAGGCCUCUUCUACAUCCAGCACCAGAACUCAAAACUAACACAGCUCUCUUCUGAGAUGGACUGUUGCUUGGGUUUGUGUUUCAGCCUCAACAAAUGCGAUGCCUUUCUUGCUCAGAUAGACAGGGUCCCUGACAUUGGAAGCUACGCUCUUGGUUGGUUUCCCCAGCAACAAGAGUGGUGCCGAGUCCAGGUGGCUAAGAUAUGUGGGGUGAAAGGAGAUGCCUUUCAUUGUUCCACCGAUUAUGGAAGCAUCAAGAACAUUCAGGUAGAAGUGCAGAGAGUUGAUUUUGGAGAUACAGCUUGCCUCUCUCUGAAGGACCUCAGGAAGUUGAGUACAGAGGUGGCAGCCUACCCUGCACAGGCUUUGCAGGUGGCUCUAGCUAAUGUGAGUCCAGCAGAUGGAACGGUCUGGACAGGUCAGGCAGUGAGCUGGUUCAAGAACAAGGUGAACAACAGGACUCUGUACGCCAGGUUGUACCGUCAGGAGAUCAGAGUCACGGUAGAACUAUUUAUGGAGAAGGGCAAGAUCGGAGCCAUGAGAAGAGGAGCCUCACUGUCUUUGAGACUGGCUCAGAAUGGACAUGCCAAGCAUAGCCAGCUGAAGAACAUUGGCCUGAAGAGAAGUCUUGCUCAGGAGCAGUCAAGGAAGGAGGCAGUGGCUUGGGAGAAAUAUCUGAUAUCCUGCUAUGCACAGAACAAGAAAUACCUGGAAUCGAAAAUGAACUGGGGCACCUUUUAUGCCGUGAUCAGCGGCGUAAAUAGGCACUCCACGGGCAUCGGCCGCGUCUGGCUCUCGGUCAUCUUCAUCUUCCGUAUCCUGGUGCUGGUGGUGGCAGCAGAGAGUGUCUGGGGUGACGAGAAGGCAAUGUUCAUCUGCAACACCCAGCAGCCUGGCUGCAACAGCGUCUGCUACGACCACUUCUUCCCAAUCUCACACAUUCGCCUCUGGGUGCUGCAGGUCAUCCUUGUCUCCACGCCGGCUCUGCUGGUCGCAAUGCACGUGGCGCACCGUCGCCAUGUCGACAAGAGGAUCCUCAGGAUGUCAGGCCGCGGAAGCAACGCCAAAGAUCUGGAGCAGAUAAAGAACCAGAAGUUCAAAAUCACCGGUGGUUUGUGGUGGACCUAUACGAUCAGCAUCCUCUUCCGCAUCAUCUUUGAAGUGGGUUUCCUCUUCAUCUUCUAUCUCAUCUACCCUGGCUUCACCAUGUUGCGUCUGGUGAAAUGUGACUCGUACCCGUGUCCCAACACUGUGGACUGCUUCAUCUCCCGGCCUACAGAGAAGACUAUCUUCACCGUCUUCAUGCUGGCAGUCUCUGGCGUUUGCCUCCUGCUCAACAUUGCAGAGCUGCUGUAUCUGGUGGGCAAGGCAUGCAGGAGGUUCUGCCAAGGGUCCGACAAGGACGUCAGAGGCGCCUGGAUCACGCAGAAGCUCUCCUCCUACAAACAGAACGAGAUCAAUCAGCUGAUAUCAGAGCACUCUUUCAAGGGCAAAUUCUCCGUGGGUCGGAAGAGCCCAGCAGAGAAGGAGGAGAGGUGUUCUGCCUGCUAGCCUCUAACCUCUCUCUUUUCUUUUUCUUUCUUUCUCUCUCUCUCUCUCUUUCUCUCUCUUUCUUUCUCUCUCUCUCAAGACUCUAACCGAUCACUGCUAAUCAGUCUGGAUUACAAACGACAGUAUUUACUUCCUCACUUCAUUCAUUCUACUGACAAGGGCAAGAUGAUACCUAUGUUUUUUUCUGUGGCAGGAACCAUUCACUGUGACUCAAUGUCAAAGCCGAUUUGAAGUUUUAAAAAAACUGCAGGAGUGAAGAGUGCCAAAAUAUUGUGGGAAUGUCCAUUACUUUCAUGUGGCUCCUGUCAAAAGCGCUGACAUGUCAAAAAGCAUUACUGUGGAAGAACUGCAGAUCAACAGAAAGGAUCAAAGGCUCAUGAAAACAGAGUAAAUUAUUUUCAGGGUGAGAUUCCAGUGUGCUCUUCUCCGGAAAAAAAACCAACUGCUGUCAAGGUACAGUACUGACUCUUUUGACAACAAAAGCACUAAAACAAGAAAGGGACACUUUUUUGUGGCUUGUUUAUGAGUCAUUGGGAUUAAUUUUGUAAGGGAAGUUGAAGAAAGAUGAAAUACACAAGUGUUCAUGGAUAAAUUGUACAUCUACUUGAAAGCACAAGUGUGUAUUUUGAUCUCCAUUAAUACUUGAGUUUGUUAAAAUUAGGUUUGGGUGUUGUCUGAACUAAUAGCUAGAUCCCUUUUGAAAUUAAAUGUAAAGAUUUUGAACGGUGUAAAAUAUUGAACUCCUCUGCAUAUUCAGUGCUGUAAAUGGCAAGUACAUGUUGAAAAAUGAUACAAUGGAAAUCCUGCUCAUAGUUCCUGUCACUCUUUACAAGUCAGAAGUUAUCACUUGCUAAUCCAUCUGUUUUAUUCUAGUCGGCAUGACCCUUUGACCCAUGACUAAGCUCUGUUGUUUGUACAGUAGGUCACGUGGGUUAAACAUAUGAAUAGCACAGGCUAUAACAGCGGUACCCACUUUAUCUUUUCAUUGAUGUGCAUGUCUCACUAUUACCAUCAGUAUGUGUCUCAUUUUCUCUCACCUGGGGCAUUCACUUAACAGAAUUUCGUUUAGCUUAUUUUCAUGCUGUAAAAAAGCACUGCCUUUGUACUUGACAUUGUAACAUUGCUCAGAGUAUUUGUAAUCAAGUUGGUCUCUUUAAGCAACAUCAAGUGAGCCACACAAUCACGAACGCCUGUUUGAAUAAAGAAAGGGUAAUAUAUUUAUUCACUGAGUCAUUUGUUUCACGGUUAGUAAAAGAUGUUAGCAAGAACAUUCUCCUUAUCAGAUUUUUUUUUCUGUCUCUUUCCUCCACCUCUUGUUUACAGUGCUAUUAAUGCUGAAGUACAGACCUCCGUUUCUCACUAAAACUGUAAAUAUGGUACAUAAUGUAUUGUUCACUUGUGAAUAAAGAUGCAGAACCAUUUCA